Messenger RNA from Zeugodacus cucurbitae (melon fly), 4027 nucleotides. Its product is annotated as myb-like protein AA. The record is from RefSeq and is a predicted model, not a curated record. The transcript has 2 exons. Lineage: Eukaryota; Metazoa; Arthropoda; Insecta; Diptera; Tephritidae. Bases 1918 to 2502 code for a protein of 194 amino acids.
AUUUAAUAAAAAAGAUUUUGAAUAAGAAAGUAAAGAAAAGUGCAAAGUGCUGUGUUUCAAAGUGACGUUUGAACUGUGUGUGUGUCCUGUGUGUGCAACUCCAACGCAAAACGGUUACGUUACGUUAUAUAUUUCAAUUUUAAAACGCUUACGGAUACGCGCUAACGGUUUAUUAUUAAAGUAACUGCGUUUGUGGUUCCGCGGUUGCGUUUUCCAAUUGAAAACUUCGCACGAAAUCUGUAAAAAUUGUCUUAAAGCGGCAAACUAACGGUCGGUCGUUUGGUCGGUCACUCGGUCGCAGGGUCGUUGGACGGUCGUUGGCUUACAGCCGUCGCUCGUUGGUGCCUGCAUCCUUGCGCCUGCAACACCCAUCACCUAACUCCCCUUCCAACUCUUCGCGCUCUGUUUCUCUCUCUCUAUCUCUCUGUUUAUACCGCACACCGCUUGCGCAAUGCGCCACCUUGCCGGCUGGUGCAUUGAGGCCGGCCGCUAGAUGCAGGAGCCUACAAAACGGCACUUGCUGUCAGCCAAACACCCAGCCGUCCAACAGACACCCCCCGGCAAGCGACCAGCUGCCCGGCUUUCCUGGUGCGUCGCGCCUGCAACCAGCGCGCACGAAGUCGUCGUCGUCGUUGUCGUGUAGUCGUGUCGGCACACAUCGUUCGCAACGCAACAAUACACACACACACACACACAUAAACACUCGAGCGAUGCACAAGCUGCAUUGCAGCACUCAGCAGCAGCAGCAGCGGCAACAACAACAGCGGGCCGUUAGAAUAAAAACGCUGCAAUACGGUGCGCGCCGCAGUGACGGAAGUGACGUAAUUUCCGAAACAGGAAGCAGCCGCAUAGCGCUACAGUGAGCGAGUGCACGAGCGCCCGAACGAACGCAUAGACAAUUUCAAUGGCCAACAACAGCAGUGUCGUGCUGCUGCUGCUGGCGAACGUUCAGCAAAAAACUAGGAGGAGGCGAAAAACUGUGAAUGGCAAAAAUUGAAGAAAAAAUGUGCAGAUUUUUUGAAAUCAAACAAAAUUCAAUGUGUUCAAAAUGAAAAUGAAAAUGAAAAAAAAAAUAUGCAAAGAAAAAUGAAGAAAAUCUAUAAUCAUAAAAUAAGUAAAUAGCAACAACGCGUGUGCAUUUUCAAAACAUAAAAAUUAAAUAAGAAUUAAUUCUGAGCAUAAAAUAUGAUUUUUGAAAAUAUGAAGAGCAUAUCAACAAUAACAAAAACCUACAUAUUUCUUCUUCUGCGAAAAUAUUGAAUUAAAAAUAUAAAAAAAUAUUUACAUAUGUGCCGAAAAUCAAGCGAAAACCAAACAGCAUGAAAAGUGCAGUGCUCAGCUUAGUGCAAACGAAAAAAAUUGUGUGAAAAUAUUAAGUGAUAAUAAUAGAAAAACAGUUGCAAAUCAAGCCAGAUAUUUCGAUCCAAUGAAGCGACCGCCGCAAAGCCGCUAAUGAAGCGCGCUAGCAGUCGAGUACGUUGCAUGGAUAUGCGUUGGAUAUGCGUACGAGUAUUACAGCUGUGGUGGUAGUAGUUGGGCGUUGAACGGAGCAUAGCUACGCAUAAGAAAAAUUAUAUAAAUACGAAAAAAGGCAAUGCCAAGCGUAAUAGCCGGGGUGUGAAUUAUGAAAGAGCGACCUCACCAGCAAAUAAAAAGGCAGACAAAAAAAAAUAAAUAUAUUAAUUAAAAGCAAAAACAACGUAGUAUAUACAUGAAUCUCUGGCAACGCAGAACAAAAACCACAACUUGUGUACAACAACAACAAGAAAAAAAGUGUAAUAUUCAAAAAAUAAAAAAAAACGCAACAAUAGUAAUAAAAAAAUAUAUAAAAAUAUUUAAAUAAAAAACAACAACAACAAUAACAACAUUAAAAGUUGAAAUGGACUCGUCGCCGCAAUUGUAUAAAAUAAAUUCCAAAUGUCUUCCGGAAUAAAUUGUCGUGAAAUUUUCGUAUUUUUGGAAAUCUUAAUUUGGAACCAAAGGGAUCAUCAGAAGAAGAGAAAUCAUAAUCAACAACAACAGCAGCAGCGAAACAACAACAUUAGUGAUAGUGACCAGCAACAACAACAACAACCACACAACAACGCAGUGAAAGUGUUAAAGUGUAAAAAUAACAAUAACAAUAGCAACAACAACAACAACAAUAAUAACAUUCACCAAACCUGCACCAGCAACAAUAGCAGCAAUAGCAAACACAACAGCAACAACAUCAGCGGCGUUAGCGGUAGUCAAAGUAGCAGCAGCAGCAGCAAUAACAAAAGCCAAAAAAUCAACAAUUACACGCAUUGUGCUGGUCAUCGUCAGCAACAACAACAACAACAACAGCAGGAACAGCAAGCGCAUUUAAAAUAUUUCCAACAACAGCAACAGCAGCUGAACAACGCCAAAUGUAAUAAUAUCAAACUCAGCAACAACAACAACAACAAUACGCAUACAAACCAACUGAAAUUGUUGCAAAAUCAAAUGAAAAUCGCACGCAAAGCCUGCACCAGUAACCACUAGUGUGUGUCUUUUGGAAGGGAAAAAAGAAAUUUCACAAAAUCCAUCAAAAGAGGAAGUAAAAUUUAAGAAAUUUCUACAAAAGAAGAAAUUCCGCAAACGGUUUGCGAGUUGGCACUUAGACGCCACAUCGCCACAUACACAAACAACAACAAAUACAUACGAUUGUGUGCGUGUCUGCUGCCGAGAGCGGAGCAAUCAAAAGAGAAAUUUGAAAAAAAAAACUUUAAAAGCGCUUUGUUGUUGGCUUAGAGACGAUGUACACACACACAGCAAAAGCGCAUAGCUAAAUUUAAUGAUUUUUAUAACAAAAAAAUUUAAUGAUUUUAUAAUUUAAUUUACAUGCGCGCAUAAGUCAACGGACGGAAAAAAGUAGCCAACACUGCCAGCGAGUAGCGAGUGUUUUUUGUUGAAUGCAUAAACUAUUGGGACAAAGCUGAUUACGAAACGAUUUGUUGUUUUUUUUGUUGCAACGAUUGUUUGAAAAUUAACUGUUUCAAACAAUUCGCUCUAAUUGUUCGAACAAGUGUCUUAGAAUAAAAUGAAAUAAUAGUUAAAUAAUUGAAAACAAAAAACGUUAAAUAAUCUACACACGCAUACAUAUAUAAACUAUAUAUACAAAUACAAGCAAAUUCAUAUAUAUAUAUAUUAAAUAUAUAUACAAUAUAUAAGUUGAAACUUCAAUGAGAAACUAUUAAUUAGUAAAUAACCAGCAAAUAGUACCUUUUCAUAAACAAAAUAUUAAUAAAAAAAUAAAAAUAAAAACAUUAACAAAUAUAUAUACGAAAAGCAGUAACAGCAACAACAACAACAGCAAAUUUAACAACAACAACGUUUAACUUAUAUACAAGCAUAAAAUAAAAUUAGAAAAAUUUAAAAUAAAAAUUCGAGCAAAAAUUUAUAAAAACAAAGCAGCAGCGGGAAAAAAUAGCGGCAUCAUUUAAAAAAAAAACCAACAACAAAACUGUGAUACUAAUAUUUCACAUUUACAUACAUACUUAUAGUAUAUACAUAGCAGUUGCAAACGUACGUAAACGGGUUAAAAAUCAGCUGCGAAAGCGUAUAGUGAAUUGCGUAACUGCAGCCAACAACAACUUUUGAAAAAUUAUAUAUUUAACAACAAAACAGUUUCAAACUUUAUAAAUAAAAAUAAUAAUAAUAAUUCAACAAGUACCGUAAAUCCUUACAAAUUUAUAUACACACCCAUACUUAUAUAUAACUAUGCACAUAUAGUACAUACAUAUGUCGUAAGUAAAAAAAAAACAAGCAUUUUUGUAUACUUGAAAAUUUCAAGAAAAAAAAUUAAAGCAUUUUGUUAAAAAAAAAAAUUGAAAAUAAAAACUUUUUCAAAAACUUUUUGAAAAUCUCUCAGAAACUUGAAGUAAUUAAGACAGGCUUACAAAUAAUUACUUUCAAAAACUUAAACGCGUUACGCAAAUUAACUAAAAAUAAUAAUAAAAAUAAUUUUCAAAAUCACUAAAAUUAAAAAAUAACUGUAAACAAGUUUAAUUUACAAGCAAAUAACACA